CUUUGCCGCGACGCCGUGCGCAGUGCUCGUUUUCACUUCCAAUGCUUCCAAAGGUGCAGUUUGGGAAAUAAUUGAGAGGAAUUGUCAGCAACCUGAGACAGCAAACCGCGUUCAUUCAUAUGGGAAUGAGCUUGUGAGAGUGUCGAAUCAGCAGUAAUGGCAUCAGGAGGAGAAACCAGCGCUCCUGCAGAGGACGAGGGGGGCGUCCCACUGGACAUUGAUGAUGUACACUUACUCUUACAAGUGGAACAGGAGCAGAUUCAAAAGAGGACGUUCACAAACUGGAUCAAUGCACAGCUCUCCAAGAGGAGCCAUCCAACUGUUGUCCAGGAUCUGUUCUCAGACCUUCGAGAUGGGACUCGACUGCUUGACCUACUGGAGGUGAUGAGUGACCAGCGCAUGAAGCGCGAGCGGGGUCAUGGUGUGUUUCAGCAGAGAGGCAACAUCGAGACCGCUUUGAACUUCUUGAAGAAUAAAUCAAUCAAGCUGGUGAACAUAAACAUCCCAGACAUCAUAGAGGGGAAACCUUCCAUCAUUCUGGGCCUGAUAUGGACCAUCAUUCUGCACUGUCAUAUAGAGGAGCUAGCCAGCACUCUCUCUUUCGGAUCCCGUUCAUCCUCCCUGGACUCUCUGUCCAGUCUGGAUUCUGUUCCUGGAUCUCCAGGCAGUAGUCCUGUUCCUCGAGGAGCAUCACCGCUCCACAUGCGUUUCCGUCUGUCUGCUAAGAAGGCUUUGCUCCUGUGGGUUCGGGACCAGUGCAAGAAAGUUGGUUGCUCAGCCAGCGUGAGGGACUUUAAGUCCAGCUGGAGGAGUGGUGAGGUGUUUCUGGCCAUUCUCUGCUCCCUUAGACCUGAUCUGGUGGACCUCUCUCAAGCACUGACCAGCAGCCACCGGGAAAACCUGGAGAGGGCGUUUCACGUCGCUGAGAAGGAGCUCGGAAUUCCCAGAUUGCUCGAGGCGGAAGACGUGGAUGUCAGUAACCCUGAUGAGAAGUCUAUCAUGACAUACAUUGCUCAGUUCCUGCAGUACUCCAAUGAUCUGCCCGUAGCCGAUGACGAUUUUGAGCUUCAAACUCUGCUCUUUCCCACAUGCCUUUCUCCUGUCAACCUCCCUACAUACUUCACUCCUGCUGUGCUGGCCUCACCAAUCCACCAGGCUUCACCCAGUCAGAAAGCCAGAGAGAUGAAAUGCUGGCUAGAUCGAGCCUAUCAGGAGUUACUGGAGGCAUGGAAUUCCACAGAGGGGAAGGGAUAUGCAGACAGGUAUCAGGCAUUUCAGAACUUUGUGAGGACUUAUUAUGACCAGCGACGUCCAGCUAUUCCACUUCUCAGUGCAAUGAGACGCUGCGCUAAACCAAGUGAGGAGCAGAUGGCACUGAGAAAAGCCUGGGACACCAUGGAGGAGAGGUUACAAGAGUAUAGAACAGAGCUUGAUGUUGGUUUGCCAGCCCCUCUGAACACACUGGGCCGGUGGCUCCAGCAUAUGGAGGCUGUGCUGUCUGAGGACAGCGGGAGCGCUGAAGAUCAUGCACUUGCUGCCAGAGACGCCAGACACAAGCAAGAACAGCUGAAGGUCUUGGUUGAGGAUUUAAGCCAACACUUGAACACCCUUCAUCACUAUCAUAACACAGAUGAUGAAGUGCCAGUCGAGAAGCUGGAGGAGAUCAAGAGACGUUUCACCAGUGCCAGAGUGACAGCCAAGUACCACGGCAUAAAGCUACAAUACAGAGAGCAGAUGCACCAUGUUUAUGACCUGCUGGGACAUCUGAAGUCUAAGCUGAGCUUGUGGAGAGGGCCUUACGGCUCUCAGGAGUCUGUGCACUCUCUGCUUCAGGAUUGGCAUGACACUGUUGACAAGCAAGGUCAGGUGUGGAUGUUGAAGGAAGCACUUCAUAAGCUGAAGGACACAGCAGCCAUCUAUACCAACAAAGCAGCUCUGGCAGACGACUCACCUGUGGUUAACAGGCAGGUAAAAGAGGCAGAUAGUGAGACGGGAGUCAGUACAGAAGCUGCAGAAUCAGUAAGAUCCACCAUGGAGCGUGUGCUGGCUGCAUGGGAGUCCUACAAAAACUGCCUGUAUCUAUUACAGGUCUGGCUGGGGCAGGAGAAACUAGCAGAGGCUCAAGAGCACAAGCAUUUUUCCUCCAGCCUGAAUGAAUGGAGAUCACGUCAAGCCCAGCUGAACGAGGUGGGAAACUUUCUCAUUGAGAUGAGUGACGCCUCCACCAGCCACUCUCUGACUGAAGAGCUCCGCAAACUGAAUAUGCAGUGGGCUGAUUUCAUAAAAAGGACCAAGUUUGCAGUGGCCCCUCAGCCCAUCUCUGCAGUCCCAGGUGUCCAAGCUUCCCUGAUGCAGGAAGCCAACUGGGUGCUUAGAGAGACAGUUGAGGUGUUAUCUGGACCUCUACGUAUUUACAGAAAGAAACUCCAGGGCAUAACUAAGAAGAUGUCUGAGUUCAAUCUGAACACUUUGUCUCCAUCUCCAGACUGCAAAGAGGAAACUCUUCAGAAACUCAGACAAACUCUUCCGGAGAUGCUUGAGACUUUGACCCGGGUGGAUCAGGUGUGUGAGAAACUCCAGAAAGUGGCAUCUCUGCUCGAGGGCAGGCUGGCUGAGCUUGAAAACUGGAGCACAGAAGCUCAAGAGGUCUGCCACCACCUUAAAGAAAGACAGCAUAGGGGCCACCGGGGGCCACAUCCCAGGACUAAUGCACUGAUCUCCAGAGGUCUGCAGUUGGAAGGACAGGUGGUGACAGAAGGUGAGGACUUGCAGGUGCUUGUGACAUCGGUGCAAAAGAACUCCUCCCUUCCUUACCUCAGCACAUCGGCAAUACAAGACCGACUGAAACGAACUGUCUCGCACUGUCAGGAGGUUACUGAGAUGCUCAGUAAUUCUCAUGGAGUGAAGCGUGAAGGACAGCCUGUAGGUGCGCAGCCUGCUUCCAAGGUUUUUGUGCAGGCACAUUCUCAGCCUGAAUCCCAAACUGAAGUCAUUCAACACCAUCAGGAUCAGAUGUUCUUCCAAAGCGGCAAAUUUUCUCUAGAGAGCCCAGUAGAACCUCAAAACCAAGAACUCCAUUCUUCUCAGCUGCAGUCACAAUUGGAAACCACCAGUGGCAUACAGCACCAGUUUCUUCCCCAGGUUCAUGAAAAAUCUCCAAAAGCUCAAAAAAGCAAAACUAUAUGCCAAGUACAGCAUGCAGAGCUCAAACAGCCUUUGCUGUCAUCUGUUGUUAGCAGGAAGGUUCAGUUGAAACCCCAAACUGACGUUCAACUGAUCUCUGUAGACUCAAGCCUAACCAAUCGCUUUGGACCAUCAAACCUUCAAGCUGCCUUGGUAAGCGCAAGCCAAAACAGUGGCUUUGGUCAUGUACAGGUUAUCUCUGUUGACCCAAACCAAUCCAGUGACUUUGGACCAUCAGAGCUACAUGUCGUCUCUGCAAACUCAAGCCAAACCAGUGGAUUUAGACCAUUAGACUCUCUCCAAGUUAUGUCUGUAGACUCAGGCGAAAUCAGGGGCUUUGGACCAACAGACCUUCAGGUUAUCUCUAUAGAUUCAAGCCAAAGCAGUGGCAUUGAACAAUCAAACCCUCUGCGGUCUCUAUCUUCAACUGCAUCCAGCCCAAGCAAGUUGCUUACAUCGGUUACCAUGACUCAUCUGAGGAUGCCAGUUGAGCAGCAUCUUGAUUCCCCACCAAAUUGGCAACCACAAACCUCCUUGGUGACCCCACACCAAAGACAAAUGAUUCUGGGCAAAAGUCACAGUUUUCCAAAGCCCCAUGAGCCAUCACAAACUCUGCCUGUUACCUCACUUGCAUCCUGCCCAAGAACUUUGCAUACACCAGUAACAGUGACUCAACAAAGGACGCCAAUCAAACAGAACCUUGGUUCUCUGGAACCUCAGACCUCUGUGAUGACCCAACACCAAAGACAAAGGGUUUUAUCCAAAAGUCACAGCUUUCCACAGCCAUCAGAGGCUCCAGGUGUUCCCCAUGUCCCAGUACAGAAUGAGGUGUAUUCCAGAGCUCAGGCUUUGGCCAGGAGCAGACUGGAUAAAGCAAAACAGCACCUGCAUGAACACAUACAGGAUGUCAUCAAAGGGAUCAGUACCAGAGACAAAUCUAAAAAACAAGCCAAGAAAAAACAGGCAGUGUCACGUCUUCUCAGGCCUUCAGUGUUGGAGGUGUUUCUAGAAGCUGUGAAGGGAAUGGGUGAUUUCUGCUCCGAUGCCCAGCUCAGAGACAUGGACCUCCUCUCUCAGUCAGUCAGAGCCCAGUGGGAGGUAUGUGCCACAGCAGCUGAGCGUUCAGUGCAUCUUGAAGCCUUGAGAAGAAUUACAGAGCGUCUGCAGCCCACAGAGAGUGUUCUUCUCAGCACCACCCAUCUGAGAACAGACACAAAGGUGGAGAACGUUCAACGCCACACAGACUCCACAAGUGACUUGGCACCAUGCCAGGAUGGCAGGGGGGGAGCAGUCAAGGAUUGUGUCCUGCUGAGAAAGACUGUACUGGUGGAUGACCUGAGCCGCGUCCACUCACAGGCUGUUGUCCAGACCAACAUCGUGGAGAUAAAACAGAUACCAGAGAGGACCGUCAUCCAUCCCUGUUCAGCACAGGAAGAGGUUACAGCACAGGAAACUCAGAGCAGCUACAGUGCUGCACAGUCAGUCCUCCAGCAGCAACUGCUUAACAACAGUCAGCAGCUGGAAUCAGAGUUUCCCAUCAGCCCCGGCAGCAAUGCCAGUAUCUCUGCUGACUCACUGAGGAAUCAACUCCAGCACGUACUGGCUCUUAAGGACCGGACGGAGGCUCUGUGGCGUGAGUUUGAGCUUCAUUGUUACCAGAGCUCUCAGCACAUGGAAGAUGGCUGUAACAUGGAGCAGGAGAGAGCUCGGCUUAUUCAACAGUGGAGGGAACAACAAAUGUGCAUUCAGGCCAGGGUGAAGUCCCUUGAAACUGUGGUAGAGCUGCUGGACUCAGCGGACAUUCAGAUUGGACUGAUUUCUGAUCAGAUCAAACAGAUCAGUCAGAAACCUCUGAAUAUUAGAAACUUUGCCAUUGCUGAUCCCAAAAAUCUACAUGAAGAACUAAAGCGUCUAGAUGAAAGUAUCCAGAGAGAGCUGUUUCUGCUUAAUAAGAGUGGUGGUUCAGUUAGUGACGCUGCUGAUCUGAGUCACAUUGAGCUCCAAGCUCAUUUUCCCCUGCAGCAAACUCUCCACGACCGCACAAAAUGCUUGGACCAGCAAAGACUAUGUCUGAGAAAGAGUGAAUCGGCCCUGAUGGGCCUCGUGAGCCUCCUAUCACAUCUCCAGCAGGUGAAUGCCGACCUCAAUGCAGCUCACAGCACAUCAAAUUGCAGUUUAGUCUCCAUCCGGCAAAGCCUUCAGCAGGCCAGGGAAGAAUCGGUUCAGCUAGACCGAAUUCUGGAUGAUGCUGGCAUGAGAAUAACUCUGGAUGACAAACCAGGCAGCUGUCAUGAGAUGGUGUCGGCUCUGGCCCUGCGAGCCGAAGAGGUCCAGACCAGACUGGCUGUAGGGCUGAAGCAAACUGACAGAGGAGGGAAAGGAAGAGCGGAGGGAGAACAGAGGGACCGAGCGUUCGGUAGGAAGAGGAUGGGCCUGCAGGUCGCUCUGAGGGAGGUGCUGGCGGCACUCGAAAAACAUGGGCUGAAGGAACCCACACUUCCUGCACUACAGCACAGGUUACGCUUCCUGACAGACAUGGAGAGCAAACUGGUUGCACUACAAUCAGAGAUUCAGGAUCUGAGAAAUACUUGUGCACAGACAAGCACCUCAGAGACAGCCAUCAGCGAGCUGCAGACGCAAUGGGAAAACGCACACAGAGCAGUCACAGAGAGUCGUGAACAGUGUGUCUCUCUGAGCGAACUACUGAAGAAGUUCCAGAGCUGCCGAAAUCGCUUGGGCAGCACUUUGCAGAAAGCAGAGCAGACUAUUUGUGAUCAGGCCUCCUAUAUGGGCAAAGACAACCUGCAGCUCCUGAUCAGUAAGGUGACCAGUAUAAAGUCAGAUCUCAGUGGUCUUGGGGAUGGGGUGGAGGAGUUCAGAGCUGUGUGUCGACAGCUGCAGUCUCUGAUGAGAAGGAUCCCAGACUGUGCAGACGCUCCAUUUGAGAGUGAAGCUGACACCCUCAUGGACCGCUGGCUUGAUGUCACCGAGAAGACAGACUGUCAUCUGGACAACCUUCAAGCUGGCUUUUCUCUUUGGGAAAAACUCCUACUGUUGGCUGGAGAGGUGGAGGGCUGGAGCGCCCAAAAGCUGAUGACACUUGCUGAGUCACACCCCUUUCAGACAGAGCAGGAUGUGUCUGCCAUGCAGGAUGAACUCAGGAUUCAAGAGGAGAACAUUGAACAUUUCCAUCGCAGAUCUUCAGAGAUCCAGGAGCUGCUGCAGAGUCGCGAGUUCCCACUGGAGCUGCAGGUGAUUGAGAGCCAGCUGAGGAAGAAGAUGGCAGAGGUGAAGGAGCUCUUUUCUGAGACCAGUGAUGUUUUUGGACAGCUGGAAGCUGCCAAGGGGAAGGUGGCAUCUGAUAUCGCAGAUCACCUGUCCUCCAUUCAGACUAUCACAAAUGCACUGACCUCACUGUCCACAUCUAAGAGCCCACUGGUCCUCAAAACAAUCCAGGGCUUAUCGGAGCAGUUGCAAGCGGAGGCAGAGCAGGCAGGUGCAUUACUGCAGCAGAUAAAUCUUCUGGCCAGCAUUGCAGGUCUAGAAAACCUGCAGAUGCUGGCUGAAGAUGGAGCUCACCUUCAAGAAAGCAUCUGCAUGGCCAGAGAGCUGGUCAUAGAGAAGAGAGAGCAAACAAUGAACCCCAACAGAUCUGACGAUCAAAUGGUCCAAGACCCUAAGCACAUCAAGCCCUUGAUUGAAAAAUCAGAAGAUACUGUGCCAGAGAUACAGUCUGAAUCUAAUGGUAAAACAGAGGAACAGUCACUUGGAGGCAAGACACAAGAUGAGUUGAAGGACUCCGAAGAGCAGGCCUCCAGCUGGGCCAGUGAACUGCAUCUGAAGGGAGAUUUGCAGGUUUCUGAGGAUGUGAACAGACGGGUCACACCUCAGGAGAAACUCACAGCCGUGCAGAGCCACGAGAGUCUGGACUCUUUGCGGGGUUGGAUAGAGGGCAGCUCUAAUGACUCAAAUGCAUUAAAGGCUGUAGAACAAGUGGAAGGAAAACUUCUAGAGGUUGAGAAACUGUCUGAGGUCCUUCCAGAGGGUCAGACUACUCUCUCCCAAGAAGCUCAAACAUUGUUUGGAAAGACACCAGCCCUGAGGAAGAUCUUGGAAGAUGAGAGGACUCAGGAAGGGAACUCUGAUCCAGAUCAAAGUUCCAUUCAGUGCAUCGAGCCUCAGCAGCCUGGAGUGUCCACAGAGGAGCUCCAGUCAGUUCAGGAUGCCACUGACAGUGAAGUGGAUGACAUAGAUCAUAUGAAUGUAAAAUUCUUGCCCACAAAGGAAGUUAGUGAAACAGAAGAUCUAUCACCUUGCUCAGAACAACAAGCAACCAAAGAUCUUGGGAACCUUCCAUCAGGCCACGACACAAAUAAGCAGCAGUUCAUGUCUGGACCUAAAGGGAUUGAUGAAACUGGACCUGUAUUAAGAGAAGGUGACCGCAAAUCCACUCAUGGCUCAUCCUGUGAAUCAUUAAAGCCUGACUUUACCAUAGUGCUGGACUCUGAUCUUACCAAACCCAACCAGAACCCACUAACGCAAGCUGUCCCAGCUUCUUCAACUAAACGGGAUACUGUUUCAGUUGUUCAUGAUAGGACUGCAGAGACUUCAGAGGAUUGCUUGAAACUCUUGGAAGUCAAACAAAAUGUUGAUGUAGCUGUAGAUGAGGAACAUGAUGCAAUAAGCUCUUCUGAUGAACCUGUACAUUUAUGUGCAGAUCUUUCAAAAUCAGAAGAAAACCGCCACACCAAUAACAUUGAAACCACUCAUUCUGAUCUAGACCUUGGUUUCAGGCCUAAACCAGGGAAGGACUCAUCUACUCAAGCUUUUGUCCCAAUGCUUUCAUACCCAGAGAAGCAUCAAGGAAGCUCUGGAACUGCUAAGAAAGUAUUUACCAUCAUCCUGGAUGUUGAUAGUCCUACAUUAUCAUCAGACAGGUAUCAGUCACUGAAAGAGACACAGUGUACAGGUCCUGAAGGCUCAACCACAGAUGAAUUCUCUUAUUCAGAUGUAAAAAAUCAACAAAGGAGCUCCUCUGGUACUGAGAAACCUGAAGGCCAAAUGGCUGAGCUAGAUUUAUCAGAAGAGUCUAAUGUGAAAUCGAGUAGAUCAGAAAUGCAGCCAGGACAGAAGGCAGCUACGCUUAUCCAACUCCAAACCCCUGAGCUCACGGAGAUUGAUGUUCAAAAAGAUGAAAAAGAGAAGCAACAUGAAGUCACUGGUGCAGAAACAUCAAGCCAAAUGGAUGUCCACACUGGAGAACGCAAUGAGUCUGUAGUUCAGCAACAGGAUGUCCCAGUGUUGGAGAGUCAUGAUGAGGAUGACAAAAACACCAUUGAAGAGGCUUCAAAUGAAGCAAACACACUUCAAAAGCCUCCAAAAGUUGCUAAAGGUAGGAAGAAGAACAGAAAACCAGCUGGUGUAGAAAAAGCAAACCGUAUCAGUAACAAAAAGCUGAACACACGUAAAUCUGAACAUAAGAACACAACUGAUUCAGAAAGCCUUCAAACUUCUGAGGUCAGGCUGCCGAACAUCACAGAUACUUCACUGACUGUGUCUUCAGACCUCAGUCAGCCAAACACUGCAAAGCCGUUGAGCACACAAGACAAACUAACAGUGGACACUGUGCAGAAAGAGACCUUGAAUCAAACGGAGACAGAGGAUGGACAUUUUGAAAAUGUUAGCAUCUCACUUGAUGGAGGUGCCCAUAUUAGUACCACAGAUAGUGUGGUUUUAACAGCAGUGGAGUCUGUACAGUCAACACAUACAGAGGACUCGGAAUUAACACCAACAGAUUCUUCAUCUGUUGUGACAGCUGACUGUAUAACACAAAUUCCUAACUCAGUCCUAUCAGAGUCACAGCUCAGCCAUGCUGAAGCUCGGAGGACAGAGGAUUCAGAUGGCAGCUUCCCUUUGCAGUAUGAAGAAAUGCACAGAGUCGAUUCAGAUCCAUCUGCCGGGAACAAAAUGCCUCAAAACAGAGGAUCAGUGCCAGACGGUGAGGAUAAAACGAGGCAUGUGGAGCAGCCUACUGGGACAUAUGUGUGGGCCACUUUGCUGAACACCAUCACUAAUGUUCAGCCACUACUGAUGACAUGUUCUGAGGAAUCUAGACCACGGAAAGAUUCCUUGUUUCAGAACUCAUCACUCGUAGAGUCUGAGAGCAGUCUGGCAUGGACUGUCCUGUGGGUGUUCAGAUGUCAGUACCGACCGGCCCAACUCAGCAUUGCACAUAUGGCUCGUCAGCUGGAAGAGGCUGAGAUCUGCUGGCAGUAUGUCUUGGAGCAGGUGGCUAGACUGCCUCAAAGUGAAUCUAGUACAGGACACUCUACAAAGCCUGAGCAGACCAUAGAAGGCAGAUGGAAAACAGUACUGAUGGAUACCUCAACUAUGGUGGAGUACAAAAAGACACAGCUCCAGCAUGUCACACAGUACCACCAGCAAAACCGGGCUCUCGCAGAUACUCUACACAACCUGGAGGCUGAGUUCAGCACACUGACACAGGAUUGCAUUGACAGUAACACCUUGCAAGUGGAGAAGCUGAAUGCAUUCCUGAAGAAUAUGCAGAAGAAGAGAGGCAUACUAGAGGAUCUCCUACAGACAUGCUCUCAGAUUUCAGCCCAACUGGGUGAGACAGAGGGACCUGUGGCCUGCAUUGAACCUUUUAGGACUUUACAGGAGAGAUGGCAAACUAUGGAGCAGGUUGCUUCCAGCAGUCUGUGGUGUGCUAACUUCUGCACAGCAGAAGUAGAUGCUCUCCUGCAAGAAGCCAGAGAGCUGCACCAUGAACUGGAGCUUCUGGAGAAGUCAGUUUCUCUGCAUCCCUCUCAAGGACAGAUGGACUGCCAAAGUGCACUACAAGAGACUGUCAGAACUGCAGACCUGGCAGUGUUAGCUGAGCGCUACUUGUACCUUCUUGAGGUCUCUCAGGCUCUUUCCUCAAGUCCGCUGGGAAAAAAAGAGCUCGGAGAUGUGGAGGACACAAUGCAGGGCUUGAAUUCUCAGCUUGCUCUGACUCAGGAGACGCUCAGCUCUCAGACUUCAAAUGGCACUGGUUGCUCAGCAAUCAUGAGGAUUAUCAGGGACUACGUUACAUGGGCUAAACAAACAGAAAGCAAAGUCAGUAGGAGAAGGAGGUUGUCUCUGUUUCCUGAAGAAGCAAGUCACCAAGUCAGUCACAUGAAGAAACUGCAAUCAGAAACAUCUCUUAAGAGGUUUCAGUUGGCCUCUGUUUUGAAAGCGCUAAGAGAGGAAGUUACAGGACCCGAUGAGGAGGAUUCCCUGUCACCCACCCUCGAUUCCCUAGAGGAUUUGUACGUUAAGCUUACAGAGAAGACAGAAUGUGCUGUUGCAGAAAUGAACAGAAUGUUUCAUAUUAGAGAAAGACUGUGGAAACAGAUCACUGACAGCAGCUCUUGGUUGACCUCAGUAUUAGAAAAAGAGUCUGGUAAAACAGUGGCUUCUGAACCUAAAACUACUAUCCCAGAAUUGAGGGUUCAGCUUCAGGUAUGCACAGAGUCUUUGAAGGAUGCUGAGAGACAAGCAAAUAAUCUGGAGACUCUCUUAGAUGAAAUUAAAAAUGUGAAUCACGGUCUGAGUGUACCUGAAAGCUUUCAGCUAAUCAAUAGGCUAACAGCCUUACAAGAAGAGGUCUCUAGGGUUGUGAACCGUAAGUUGGCCUUGCGCUGGGUGCUUGAAGAACUCCUUCAUGCUCAGGAAUCUUCAGCUGAGGAACAGAACAUCAUUCUGAAGAGCUUGAGACAGAUGAGUGCUGAUGUCACGAGGCAGAAGUAUCCUGUAACAAGGGACUCGCUCUUGGAUCUUGAACCUGUUAAGCACAUGCUGAUGGAGCUCCUCUGCAAGGUGCCGGAAAUUCCCCACUGCCCAGAUCCUCGGAGGAAAGAGAUGCUCAACGCUGCACUAGACCUACAGAAGACAAUACAUCUGCUGGAGUUGCAAGCCAAAGAGCAUGAGGAGUACCUCAUUUUAAGGCAGCACAUGGAGAACUCCAGAGAGGCAGUGAAGAAGAGCUUGUUGCAGAUUGUAGACUCCAGUGUAGGAACUGAUGUAAGGUUUGGCUUUUGUCAGACUCUCCUGGUGGAGCUGCCUUUGGUGAGAAUGACAUGUCAAGAGGCCGCUGACCACCUUGAGGCCAUUUCGAAAGAUCUCUAUCCAUCCCAGCUGACAGCAGAAAGGCACAAAAUCCGUUUGGUCAUUGAGCAGCUCGCCUCUUGGGAGGUCACCGUAAAAAAUGAGGCUAAAACCAUUGAGUGCUCUCUGGCGGAGCGACUCGACAGUCCUACAGACGCCAGUCCACUCACUGAGCUCUUCAACAGUGUCCGGCAGCAGCUGAAGGAGACCAUCUGCUUGGAGCCAGAUAAUAAGAGCAUUGAUGCGCAGCUACGAAAGCACUGGAUGCUAAUCCAGACCGUUGAGUCUGUUCUACGAAUGUUGGAGCACUGCAGGAAAGAAGUAGAUGUUGAAAGCUACCAGAUGACCAUUGAUCUUGGCCAGAGAACUCUUAAUGAUUGUGGUAUGCAUAUGGACAAGCUGCUCCAAGCUCGGGAGGCACUGAAGCAUUACCACUGGGUUGUUCAGGGUGCAGAGAGCUUCUUUCAACAGAUUGGAUCCAAUCUUAUCAUCCCCUCUGAUGGCUUCAGAGGCUACAAAGAGGAGCAUCGCCAUGUUCAACAGAUUUUCAGCACUCUGGUUGAAGGUUUCCAGGCCCGCUUUUCUGAAGUUGGUGCUUCUGUUCCCCAGCAGACAUGCCUCUCCAUCCCUCUAACCGAGCAGCUUCAUAUCAAGGUUUUGAGUCACCUUCUAGUACAAGAUGCCAAAUUAGAAGCUCAGGCUCAGCUCAGACUUGAGGCAUUACAGAGAUCCAUGAAAGAUCAAAUUGUGCACAUGAGUCACCACGAAGAACUGAGUCAACUUCUCAAAAAUGUUGAUUCUCAAAUCUCAAAAUUUUUAAGUCAAAAACCAGCUGAUUCUGAAGCCUGCCAUGAUCAGCUGCUGAAAGUAAAGGUGCUCCAGACAGAGCUGAAGAACCUUGCUAAAAAGCUGGAGGAACUGAGGGAAAGCUGCCCAGGUCUUCGCUGCAAAGCACCUGUGGAUCUGAUGCUGGGACAACUGUUGAGGUCUUGGGCAGUGCUGCAGUGCAGAGUGGAAUCUCUCAAAGCCAGCAUGUCUCAUAAAGAAGCAGAAUGGAGAGACUUUGUGAUACGUCUCAAUAAAUCAAAGGAAGGUCUUGACAGACUGCAGAAUGAUCUUCCAGACUCAUCUACGGUGACGGGAUCCCUGGUGGAUCUUCAGGGUGUUCUGAGCCUCACUGAGCACCUUCAAGAUGGGAUUGAGCAGGAGCAUCACACUUUGGCAUCUCUACAACACCAUGUGGCACGAUUGCUUGGGGUCUCAAAUUUGCAGCAGCUUAAAGUGUGUCCUCAAAUCUGUCAGGACUUGCAGUCUCUACAGGGUCACUGCAGAAGUCUCAGAGAUCAGAGCAAUAACAUCCGUCGGGAGGUGCUUUUUGAGAUCCAGGAGUUGGGUCGUGUGCAGGAGGAGCUGAGUGCCAUUCAGCAGAAUGUUCUUUCUCUUUUGACGGCUUUACAGUCGGAGUCAGCUGCUCAACACUUACAGGAAGUCAAAGUGGAAUUGGUUUCACAGAAGGCUCGACUGCAGGAUGUCAUGGACAGAGUGGAGAAGAAAUGGAGCGGUGUACCUACAGAGAUUCAGAUCUUACAUGAUGAGCUCAACGUGUCCAUGCAGGAGGCUAAGGACAAAUUGGUCAUGGUCAUGGAGAGAAGUGGUCCUCUCUGCAAAAUGGGUGAGCUGGUUGGAGAGGUGACAGUGGGCUUGAAUUGUGUGCAGGCCCUGCUGAAGCAAACCAGUCCUAAUAUUUCUGAGGCUGAACGUACACAAAAGCGCAUAUGGGAUGAGCUGGACCAGUGGCACACUCGGAUAGCUGAGCUGGAGGCUGAGGUGCAGGAUCUGGGUGAGCAGAAGCCUGAGAGAGCACACAUUCUCAUGGACCAGCUCACGGAGCCUCUGCAGCUCUACCAGACUACAGCCAAACAGGCCGAGCAAAGGACCGCCCUCAUCAGCAAAAUCCCUGCUUGUCUGCAGGACUAUGAGGGUUUACUCAAUAGCUCCAACUGCUGGUUGAGAGAGGCUCAGUCCUGGCUGGUCGCUCCCAGAACCUACACCACUGCGAAAUGCAUCCACUGUCAUGCCAACUCCCUCAAGAUGAUGCUGGAUGAAUCGGAGGGAUACAGGGCAGCUCUGGAGGCCUUCCUGCCUGCUCUGCAGGAGAUCACUCCAGUAUGUGACGCCACCCCUCAACAACAUCUUCUCCAACUGUGUGUACAAAACAUCACACUCAUGCAGCAAAGUGUUCUGGAUCCUCUCUCCCACCUUCAGCACCUAGCAGCUGAGAUGGAUGCCAUUGAAGCAGAGGUAAAGACAAUGGAGAAAAAUAUGACUAAGAUCAGAACAAUCCUUUCAGCCACUGACACAGAGAACAUUUCUCCUGAGGAACACCUCGAGAACAUACAGGUUAUUCUGGAUAAUGUCCAGUCCAUGAAGAGGACCAUUGAUGAGAUUGAGAGCUGCAGGCCAGGCCUGGGGCUUCCUGCUGAGGCAGAGCAAACUCUCACAGCCUUCCAUCGGGCUCAAGAGCUCCUGCAGCCCAUCCAGGAGCUACAGCAGCUCAGUGUGGAGCGGAGCACAACAUUGAGGGCCUCUAUUGGACAACCAGCUGAAAUUUUCUCUUCAGAUCAAACCACAGAAUUCACAAUGGCACAUCUUUACACUGGAGAUGUGAGGGUCUCCAUGGAAGGCCCUUACACUGAGGAGGAAGAUGAAGACAAUCAGUCUUCAUCCUCAGGAACUCUCACAUGCAGUAUUCCAGAGGAGCCAGAUGAGAUCACAGAGGAGGAAGAUACUAAGUCAGACACUGCCUCUGCUGUAACGGAGUGUGUCACUAAGGAAUCAUCUCCUAAAGAAGUUGAUUUUCCUGCAAUCAAGCAUGUAAUUCAGGACGCUGACACAGGAAGUUGUUUACUGGAGCCUUCUGACUUCUCUGAAAUGCCUGGCAUAGUCAGCAGACCAGUUACUGAAGAGACGAGUUCCCUACCUGCACUAACAUCCCAACAUUUGAAAGAAUUUAAAAUGUUAAAAGCAAGUGAUUCCAAUGAAUUGACUGAAAAGGCUGAAUCUGUAGAUCAGAAUGAAGUAUCAGUAAACACAGAAACGGGUCUAAGUGAUCAAGUGAAAACAACAAGCCCAAAGCCACGCGACACACAGGCAAUAAAUGUUACUGAUGGUGAUCAGACCCAGACAGAGACUAAACCCAUCGACGCCACAGCUCCUCUUAUGCUCUCCUCUCAGCGUACAGAAUGUGUGCCACAGGAAGAUACAGCGCUGGAAAUACAGAGAGAGCAGCACCAGAGCAGCAGCCAGUCUCAGGACCACACAAUUCAGCUCUCAGCAACUAUCAGUGAUCUGUCUCAGUCUGAAGGAGCUGAAGAUCAACAGAGUAUUGUCCAGCUUCUCACCUCAUGCCAGGAUAUCAGUUCUUUAGAGGAAUCAUCUCCUGAAGAAGUUGAUUUUCCUGCAAUCGAGCAUGUAAUUCAGGACACUGACACAGGAAGUUGUUUACUGGAGCCUUCUGACUUCUCUGAAAUGCCUGGCAUAGUCAGCAGACCAGUUACUGAAGAGACGAGUUCCCUACCUGCACUAACAUCCCAACAUUUGAAAGAAUUUAAAAUGUUAAAAGCAAGUGAUUCCAAUGAAUUGACUGAAAAGGCUGAAUCUGUAGAUCAGAAUGAAGUAUCAGUAAACACAGAAACGGGUCUAAGUGAUCAAGUGAAAACAACAAGCCCAAAGCCACGCGACACACAGGCAAUAAAUGUUACUGAUGGUGAUCAGACCCAGACAGAGACUAAACCCAUCGACGCCACAGCUCCUCUUAUGCUCUCCUCUCAGCGUACAGAAUGUGUGCCACAGGAAGAUACAGCGCUGGAAAUACAGAGAGAGCAGCACCAGAGCAGCAGCCAGUCUCAGGACCACACAAUUCAGCUCUCAGCAACUAUCAGUGAUCUGUCUCAGUCUGAAGGAGCUGAAGAUCAACAGAGUAUUGUCCAGCUUCUCACCUCAUGCCAGGAUAUCAGUUCUUUAGAGACAAGACCGCAUCUGUUAGAGAUUCCAGUGUCUGCAUUGAAUGCCAGUGAAUCACAGAUGGAAGACUCAACUAAACUCCUCAAAGAUCUUUCAAGCAUCAAGAGUCUACAAGGUAGCACAUGGACUUUGGCACUUGAGCGGCGGAGAUCAGCCGGACAGAAUAAUGUUGAGCUCCAGAGCUGUUUUGAAGCUCUUCUGAAGGGUCUGCGGGGUCUCCUGGAGCUGGGCUCUGAGCGGCUGCUGCAGAGUCAGAAUGCACAGCCACAAAACUGCGGUCAGCUGUACAGUCUGCUCACAGAACACAAGAAAUACUUCCAAGAUUUGGGUCAGGACCUUGUAAUGGUCAAGUUGCUAUACCAAAAGCUGCCAGAGGGGGCACUGCAGGGCCAAGCAGAGGUGGAGCAGUUAAUAUCAGCUCUACAGGAUCAAGCACAAACUCAUGGUGUCCAAAUGCAGCACAGCUUAGAGGAGUGGUCUCGAUACGAGGAGGUCACUGAGAGACUGCGUAAGCAGUUGGAUGAGAUGGAGACAAACAUGUCCAGUCUGAAUUCAGAGCCAGAGGGAGACCUGCAGGGUCAGCUGCAGUCCUAUGAGAGCUUGUACAAGGUCCUGGAAGACACAAGGCCUCAGGUGUGGGAGAUCCAAGACCGACUCGGGAUCCUACAGAAAAAGGGUUGUUUCCGUGAGCGGCCAGGCCAGACUGUCCCAAAAUCACAAGUGUUGUUACGCUGGAUGGAGCUUCAUAGUCAACUACAGCAGAAGAUACGGUCUACCCAGAAGAUCAGAAAGAAUUAUGACAGGUUCCAGCAUGACUCAACAGAACUAGAAGAAUGGAUGCGUCAUGCUCAAGAACAGGUUCAGAAGUGGAACAGUUUCUCUGAUUCUGGUCUCUUGGACUCCAGAACAGACUUUACCCAGCUCAUGGAGUUCUUCAAGGAGCUGGAGGGCCGUUCAGCACAGAAAGCUUGUGCAGAAAGCGCAGGCGCACAGAUACUGCAGCUGACUGACAGUGAAGCUCCAGGUCUGCGCAGACGACUGGCUCAACUUGAGCAGGAAUGGACGAACUUGAGUAACGUCCUGCCCAUUCUCCACCAGACACAGCAACAACUGUUGACAAACCAGUCUCACAGUCAGAUCUUGGCCAGUGUGACCUCCUGGCUCGAACAUGUAGAGGGACGACUGGAAGAUGAAAGCUCUGGGGUCCAUUGUGCCCCCGGUUCCUCUGAGCUGUCUAGACAUCUACUGGCUUUGAAGGAUCUCAAGGCUGAAAUAACCAGUCAUCAGCCGUACGUUGAGUUUCUGAACCAUCAGUCUGUGGAGGGGGCGGGAUCAGUGAAUGAGCACACCAAUCGCAAUGAGUGCAUCCUGUUUGCUGAGCAACUGGGAGCUCUCAAUCUGAGUUGGCUUAUUCUACAGGCCAAAAUUGACAGCAAGAUACAUGAUGUUGAGGACCAAUGGCAGGCCUGCACGGACAGAGAAAAGCGUUUGCACUGUAUGCACAGCUGGAUCUCUCAACGUAUUGAAUGGGUGAAAAACAGCUGGCGAUCAGAGAGCUGCUCACAGAUUGAGCAAACAUUACAGGAGUGUGAGGUGACAGAGGACAGGCUGCAGGUGAAGUCCUCUGAGCUGAAGGCUUUGGGAGCUCUUCACCUGUUCGGACAGCAGGAUGGUGAACAUCCCGGAGAUCAAGCAUUCUCCAAGCAGGUGAAUUCAGCCAUCCAAGACUACCAAGCUUUGAGUCAACAGAUAACUGCUCUCAAGUCAGAUUUACAGCCAAUCAAAGAUGAAUGGGCUCAGUUUGAAUCUAAAAUGAGUGCAGCAGAACUGCAAACAACCGGGGUGGUCUACAAGCUGGAGCUCUGCAGAGUUCCUGUGUACUCAUCUGAGCAGAGCCGAACUCAUGUGGAGCACCUGCAAGAGCUUGAAAGGGAGCUGAACCAAUCAGAGACCUGGACCCAGUUAACUGAGCUGUUCUCUAAAUUGAAAGACAAACUCAACCCUUAUGCGUCUAAGCGUUUGUCUGAUCGUCUCGAGAAGGAGAGAACUCAACAUCAGGCAGUGACUGAAGAUGUGCAUGCAGAUUUACUAAAAGCCCAGAAUGCAUUGCGGCUUUGGCUUGAAUACGAGCGCCUCACAGGAGAGUGCUGUGUUCAUCUAAAUCAGCACUGGGAGAGGCUUAGAGAGCUUAUGAGUUUUUCAAACAGAGAAGAAAACACUGUAGAGCUGCUCAACAGCAGGAUGCAGGGUAUCAGUGCUCUGGAGAAAGACAUGCCUGCCUUGCAAAGCAGUGUGGGAAAAGUCCUGGAGGCCUCAAAGCUUCUCACUGGACAUGUGAAACUCCAGUCAGCCCCUCUAAUCAAAUCAGAAACCAGGUUGCUGUCACGUGACCAUGUGCAUCUUGGCAAGGCACUUUCUGACAUUGGGGCACAAGUUCAGGAGGAGCUGGAGGAGCACCGCCGUUUCAGCACUGAGUUGAAGUCAAUGGAGCAAAAACUUAAAAACUUUGAGAGCAUUAUGAGCGCCUCCACUGCAAGCAUGGAUAGACUAAAGAUGGUUCUGUUAGAUCUGAGUGGGCUGAACCCUAACCUCGCUGCUCUGAAUCAGACGAGUUUCAGACUCUCUUUAAGCUCUGCAGAGGAGGAGAGGUUACAGACCCUCAACACACAAUGGGUUCAGGUCUUCUCUCAGGCCACAGACCAACACAGGAAGAUGUAUGGAGAGCUGCUGCAUGCUCAGAACUUCCAGCAGAAGUGCCAGUGCUGGAUGGAGCUCCUUGACAUAAUCGAGGCUGGGCUAUCCAAUCAGACGCCUGGAAACUGUGCUGCUGUAGGAGAGCAGCUAGCUGCACAUCAGAGGCUGAAAGUGGAGGUCCUCAUCAGCCAGCAGCUACAGGAUGCCAUGGUCAAUGAAGCUUCAGGCUUCCUGGAGAGCAGUCAGAAUAAGGACAGGAGUCAUCUGAUCCUGAGACUCACCCAGCUAAAGGCUCGAUGGCAGGGGACACAGCAGAGGGUCCAGCAGAAUGGCAAAUGUCUGGAAGGGCUGAUGGGACAGUGGCAACUCUAUGAGUCCGGCUCGAGGAAACUUUCAAAGCUACUCAGACACAUCGAAGAACUUCUGCCACCAGCAGGACUGCCGCCAUGCAGCUUACAGCAACUCAAGUGCUCUAUAAAAGACUUUGAGUGGACAGAGAAGCAACUAGAGCUUCAUGAAGAACUCUACAGGCAGACUGUGGAGGCAGGCAGACAGAUCCUUCUGCUAUCGGAUGCGCAGACACAGACACGCCUGCAGACUGAACUGGAUGCUCUCAAGGAGAUGUGGGAGCGAAGCUGUGGCCUUGUGGGGAAAAGAAAGGCUCUUGCAGACACCAUAACUCAUAACUGGAGGCUCUGUGAAACUGGCCUGGCUGAGAGUGCUCUCAAACUGGAAAUGAUAAAAGCAAGACUGAAGAGUCCACUGCCAGAGAAGCUAGAAGAUCUAAAAAUACACAUGCAGCUCAUCAAGGAGGACGAGGACUCGCUGCAGAUUUGGGCUGGAGGACUGAAAGUGCUGACCACCAUGAAGGCAGACGUGUCUCAGUACGUGCUGCCCACAGACACUGUGCUGCUCCAGGGACAGGUGGAAGAACUUCACAGCCAAUGGGAAGAACUGUGCUUGAAGGUGUCACUUCGCAAGCAGGAAAUAGCUGAUCGCCUGAACGCCUGGAUCAUCUUUAAUGAUAAAAACAAGGAGCUCUGUGAUUGGCUGACGCAGAUGGAGAAAAAAGUGGCACACAGGAGCGAAAGCCUUAGUAUUGAGGAAAUGGUGGAGAAACUUAAAAAGGACUGCAUGGAGGAGAUUAACCUCUUCAGCGAGAACAAGAGCCACCUCAAGCAGCUGGGCGAGCAGCUCCUAUUGGCCAGCGACAAGGCUAAGGAGGCAGAGAUCCACAAGGCCUUGCAAGAUGUCAACGACCGCUGGCAGCACCUGUUCGACCACAUUGAGGCCAGGGUGAAAAAGCUGACAGAAACGCUGGUGACAGUGCAGCAGUUGGAUAAGAACAUGAAUAACCUUCGCUCUUGGCUCACUCGCAUUGAAGCUGAGCUGGCCAAACCCAUUCACUACAAUAUCUGCCAUAGAGAUGAGAUCCAAAAGAGACUGGCUGAGCAACAGGACCUGCAGCGUGACAUCGAGCAGCACACCGAGAGAGUGGCGUCUGUGCUCACCUUGUGUGACGUGCUUCUGCGCGAUGAGGAUGCCUGCAGCAGCGAUGGAGAGAAUGACUCCAUCCAGCAGACCACGCAGCGCUUGGACCAGCGCUGGAGAAAUAUCUGCUCCAUGUCUCUGGAGAGGAGGCUGAGGAUUGAGGAGACAUUGAGACAGUGGUGUAAGUUUCAGGAGGAUUACUCUUCCUUUGAGGACUGGCUGAAUGUAGCGGAGCACUCCGCUGCUGAACCCAAUACAUCAGACGUCCCGUACACUGACGCCAAAGAGGAACUCCAGAAAUAUGAGGUUUUCCAAAGGCAUGUACAUGAGAGCCUGACCCAGCUGGAGAUUAUUAAUAACCAGUACAGACGACUGGCUCGGGAGAACCGUGCAGAUGCAGCCAACAGACUCAGGGCCAUGGUGCAUCAUGGGAACCAGCGAUGGGACACGCUCCAGAGGAGAGUGGCUGCAAUACUGCGCAGACUCAGACAUUUCACAAGCCAGAGAGAAGAGUUUGAGGGAACCCGCGAGAGUCUCCUUGUCUGGCUGACCGAGUUAGACCUCCAGCUGACCAAUGUGGAGAACUUCUCAGAGAGCCAUCUCCAAGACAAGAUGAAACGGCUGAAGAGUUUCAAGAAGGAGAUCACUCUGAACACCAAUAAGAUUGAUGCUCUGAUCGUGUUUGGGGAGGGUCUGAUUCAGAGGAGCUGUCUUCAAGACGCUGUUGAGAUAGAAGAUGAGUUAGAAGAACUGCACACGUACUGUCAAGAGGUGUUUGGCAGAGUGGCCCGAUUCCACCAGCUCCUCAUCAGUCUCCGCCCGCAGAUGCAGGAGCAACUGGACAUCUUUGAUGGUGAACAGUCCAGAGGGACACAGGGCACCCUCUCCUCCAGCCAGCCCUCCAUGUGCCUGUUAUCGCCACCUCAGGAGCGCUCGGGCCGUGAAACCCCCGUGAGUGUGGAUUCCAUCCCUCUGGAGUGGGACCACACUGGGGACGUUGGCGGCUCUUCUUCACUUGAUGAGGAAGAGGAUGCUGCCUUCUUCUCUGCCCUGUCAGGACAGAAUUGGCACUUUCAAAACACACCUGAAAGGAAAUCCUUCCAGCUGGACUCCUCCUCACCUACACACACCAGCACUCCUUUUAAACAAGGCUAUGUCCAGCUGAUGUCUGAGUGCAGCGGCAGCAUUAAGAGUGUGAAGCGGGUCUCUAUGAUUCUGGAUGAUGAGGAACAGCAGGAGGAACAAGGCCUCACUGGCCUCAACACUGCAGACAAACAGUCAGGAGUGAUUGAGCGCUGGGAGCUGCUGCAGGCUCAAGCAGUGAGUAAAGAGCAGUGCAGCUCCAGAGACCCCCAGCAGCUGACCUCUGACCUGCACGACAUCACUUCCUGGCUGGAUCGUGUCACCCCUGAGCUGGACAGACUGCAGAAGCCUGAGACUGCCAUCAGUGUCGAGAUCUUAGAAGAGAGGGUCAAACAACUUAAAGAAAUGCAGAAGACAUUUGCUCGCUAUAAGACCAUGAUGCUGUCUCUGAACCUGGGUGGGCAAGAGCUGCAGGAGGGAGCUACAGGAGAAGCACCUGAGCUUCAAGAGGGUCUGCGCAGCAUGAAUUGCCGCUGGACAGAAGCUUGUGCGGGACUACAGAGGUGGGAGGACAGUCUGCGCACUACCCUUGGACGCUGUCAGGAGUUCCACGAGAUGGUCCACUCUCAACUGCUAUGGCUGGCCCAUGCAGAGAGCAGACGCUACACAGUGAACAUGAAUGACCCUUCUGUGCAGCCCUCCAUGCUUCAGGAACACAGGAACACCCUGAAGGAUCUGGCAGAGGAGCUGCAGGGCAGACAGAAGCGAGUGAGCUCCCUGCAGGAGAUCGUCUCCGAGCUGCUCCCUGAGGCUGAUGGGGAGGACAGCGCUGAAGCCCGGGAAAAACUCCACGUCAUUGGAAGCAAACUAAGACUACUGUCCCAUCAAGUCAACCAGGAUCUCGAGACGAUUGAAGAGAGAUUGGAGUCCACUACUGAGGCUUCAGGAGACAGGAAAUCCGCACAGUGUUCUCGGUCAAAGCGUGACCCAUCACCUCAGCGUUCGUUCUUCUAUCGGGUCUUGCGAGCGGCUUUCCCUCUGCAUCUCCUGUUCCUGCUGCUGUUGGUUCUGGCCUGCUUGGUCCCUCUUUCUGAAGACGACUACAGCUGCACCUUUUCCAACAAUUUUGCCCGCUCAUUCCACCCCAUGUUACGCUACACCAACGGUCCCCCUCCCACAUGAGUCUCUCAUCAGCUGUUCUCACAUUCAGUCAACAGAGCCGUUUUCAUGACUCAAACUUGCGAAGCACCUCACUUUUGUCCAAGCUAUAUUUUAACGGUUGUAUUUAUAUCAUUGAUUUUAUACUAUUUAUUCCCCUUUGAGAGCCAUACUAAGAAUUUUGUUGAUUUUUUUUUUUUUUUUUUUUUUUUGGUCACAAUGCUGUAAAGAAAAAUA
Onychostoma macrolepis is the source of this 22020-nucleotide messenger RNA. Its product is annotated as nesprin-2. Gene Ontology annotation, molecular function: actin filament binding. Gene Ontology annotation, biological process: nuclear migration. Gene Ontology annotation, cellular component: cytoplasm; meiotic nuclear membrane microtubule tethering complex; nuclear outer membrane. The record is from RefSeq and is a predicted model, not a curated record. NCBI's taxonomy places the organism in Eukaryota, Metazoa, Chordata, Actinopteri, Cypriniformes, Cyprinidae.